AUGUUAGCAGGCAGCCAGGCCCAGCAGGCUGACUCGGCGCCUAGGCCCGAGGUAGCACUCACACUCAACCAUUACGAUCCUUUUGGAAGUCCAGUGGACAAGACGCCGGCACACAAUCAGCUUCACUCCAUUGCUAAACGCUUCAUCCCAUUCUCGCCGCUUAAUGGUCCAGAUCCUCGCCCAGGUUUACCGUCACCUCCGGUAGAACACACCCCACUUGCUCAUGCUCUCCCCUCCGAAGCAGGCUUUAGCAAACGCAGACCCCGACAUGUACCCAUUGUCAUCCCUCCCAAUGUCAUUGGCUCCGUCUUGAAACACAAUCCGACCUUACAAGAGCCUAUUACACCAUAUCCACAAACAAUCACGCGUACAGGUCCUAGGCUUACGUACGACUUCCAAAAGGAGGAGCCACUGGUGACAAAAAGAUACCAAAGACCACGCCAUAUCCCUAUCGUCAUACCCGCUUUUGCUGAGCCUCAAGGUCUCUUCCCGCCUACACCUCCUAACAGCGCCAAUAACACUCCACGAGCUUCGGUUCAGAAACCACAUUCAUGUGAACAAUUCUUCACCGACAUGUCACGACCCACCACCAGUGGCAGCCGGACGAGUACGAUAGACUCCAAUGCCUCAGGUCCUUCGCCAAAUCAGAUGGAUGCUGGACGGUUCAAGCCCUCCUCGAGUACAUAUUUGGCAGAUAUGAAUAGCAGCAGCGAGUCCAGCUUAAAUCAAGACCAAAUGGCACAACCACAGGUUGCACAGCCGGCUGCGGACUCUGCGCUGCUAAGACCCCCGCAAGCCGCGGAUGCAACACCCCAAUCGACAGCCCCCCCGCCUGCUGUGAAUCACUCACCACCACAAACAAACAGCACGACGAAUUUAUCUGGUCUAGUCUGCAAUGUACAUAAGUGUACAGGAAAAGAGCCACGUGCGUUAGUUGGUGCUACAACAACGGUACUGGGCGACAAGCUAUAUGUGUUUGGAGGACGUGUGCUCUCGAGACGGCAUCCCCAGCUGACCUCGGAUCUAUAUGAACUGGAUCUUGUACGCCGGCAUUGGACCAAAGUCGAGACCUCCGGAGAUAUCCCGCCACCAAGAUACUUCCAUAGCAUGUGUGCAUUGGGCGACACGAAGCUCAUCUGUUACGGUGGCAUGUCCCCUGCAAAUCCAGUAUCUUCUCAAGCGCAAGCCAACGGCAUAGAUUUGCAACCUGAGAUGAUCGUCAUGUCAGACAUCCACGUAUUUGACGCUCCUACACGAAGGUGGACGUCAAUAGCCACGGCAAACACACCGCAAGGACGAUACGCACAUUGUGCUGCCGUACUUCCAUCGUCGGCCACUUUCGCUUCCGCAAACGCCCCUCUCUCUGCCAUACAUCACAACCCACCAUCUGCGACCCCGAACCAAGGUAGCUUAGGUGUGGCAUUGGACGGAACAGGAGGAGCAGAGAUGGUCGUUGUAGGAGGUCAAGAUAGUGCCAAUACUUAUAUUGAACAAAUUAGUGUCUUCAACCUGCGAAGUCUCAAAUGGACUGCGACAUCUUCUCUUGGUAGAAGUUGUGGUGCAUACCGAAGCGUGGUUGCUCCUCUCACCAGCAUACCAGCCUCGAAAAUUGGGAAAGGUCUAGAUCAAGGAGUAGAGGUAGAUGGAGCUGCGAGGAAGUCAGAUAGAGCGGAGUCGGACUCAUCGAUGUUGAUAUACUCUAAUUACAACUUUUUGGACGUCAAGCUGGAAUUGCAAGUUCGACUGGCAGACGGGUCACUUGUUGAGAAGCCAAUGAGUGGACAAUUUUCCCCGCCAGGACUGAGAUUUCCAAACGGCGGGGUGCUGGAUAAUCACUUCGUCGUUAGUGGGACGUAUCUAACUUCGUCCAAGCAAGAGUAUGCUCUUUGGGCUCUUGAUCUGAAGACCUUGACAUGGAGCCGCAUCGACGCUGGUGGAGGCGUCUUCAGUCAAGGAAGCUGGAAUAGAGGCGUUCUUUGGCCACGGCGGAAUACAUUUGUGAUCCUAGGUAAUCGGAAACGCAGCUUAGUAGAGGACUACAACCACCGUCGAAUCAAUUUCUCGCAUCUUUGCAUGGUCGAGCUUGAAGCGUUUGGCCUCUAUGAUAACCCGCGGCGAGCAUGGCCGACAUCCAAUUUUCCAUCCAUCAGCGCCCCCGUGCUCCCUCCAUCCGUCGUCUUGAAGAACGUGGCACCCGCUGGCCGUCCACUUCCCGGCGCUGCGGUGGACCUCGGCCUUAUGGCCAUGAACCUUCGAGACCUGGCUGACAUGGAUCUGAUUGCCAUCGGACAGGAGCGUAUACCCGUGAACUCCUACCUCCUUGCACACCGAUGGGGUCCGUUUUUUGUUCAUCUCCUACGUGAAAGUUCAGGCACGACAUCCUCAUCAUCCCAAAACGACGCUUCCUCCUCCUCAGACGGUGGCACUCUGCGUCCAAGCAAUCUCAACCCAGCCUCGGUCACCUCUCGCAACUCAUCCGUUACCAUAACACCUAGCGUAACAACUGCAGCCUCCGCUGCGCCUUCUAGCCUCACUGCCAAUUCAAAUUCAUCCACCAACAAUAGAUCUUUGGACCCACCCAAACCAGAAGCCCUCCCCCCCUGUUCUCGGCCUCGGCAGCUCUACCUGCCACAUACUCUCCUCACUCUCCGUUCUCUUGUCCACUAUCUUUACACCUCAACCCUUCCUGGGCCGAAUCAUCCUUUGUGCACUCCUCAAAUUCUCUGCUCCUUACUACAGCUAGCACGACCUUAUCGUGUUGAAGGCCUUCUUGAAGCCACAGUUGAGCGCCUCCACCAGAUCCUCGAUGGCCGCAAUGCAGCCGCCGUUUUCAACGCGGCAGCCAUGGCGGCAGGAGGUGGCCGCGGCACUGGCGCGGCCUUCAGCAAGGAGGGCGAAGCAGAGAAUGAAGAAAUUGCACAAGGAGGCUUGACCAUAACGCGACUCCGAGGCAGCCACCGGGCGAGAACCCGAUCGAAUGAUCAAAGCGAGAGCGAAGAUACUGGGAGUGAGAUCAGUAGGAGCGAAAUAAGUAGCAGUGCCGCGAGCGAAAGUGAGAGUGAUGUAGGAGGAAAUACCCAUGGAAGGAGAGUGGCGGUUGGGGCAGAAGAAGUAUGGGCAGGGGGAAUCAGCUGCGUUGUUGGCCUACAGAAGCGAGGUUUGAGGGGUCUGAUGGAAGGCAGGAGGGCGAGGGAGAGGGGACAGACCGUCGGUAAGGGCGGUGUCCUGGGAAUCAACGGAGCUGUGAAUGGUAACGACGUCGGGUUAGGCAUAGUGUAG
This is a messenger RNA of Letharia lupina, 3279 nucleotides long. RefSeq lists its product as uncharacterized. The transcript has a single exon. Gene Ontology annotation, cellular component: cytosol; mitochondrion. Bases 1 to 3279 code for a protein of 1092 amino acids. The record is from RefSeq and is a predicted model, not a curated record. NCBI's taxonomy places the organism in Eukaryota, Fungi, Ascomycota, Lecanoromycetes, Lecanorales, Parmeliaceae. Gene Ontology annotation, molecular function: protein binding. Gene Ontology annotation, biological process: cell redox homeostasis.